Molecule: messenger RNA, 1999 nt
Organism: Fukomys damarensis (Damara mole-rat)
Lineage: Eukaryota; Metazoa; Chordata; Mammalia; Rodentia; Bathyergidae
Gene: Bmt2
Product: base methyltransferase of 25S rRNA 2 homolog
Exons: 5
Biological process (GO): negative regulation of TORC1 signaling
Source: RefSeq, a predicted model, not a curated record
GGGGCUGGCGGCCGGAGCGCUGCUCGCGAGCAGAGUGCCGGGCCUCCGAGCCGUCGGCAGCCCCGGGAACAGGAGCGGAAGCUGGAGCAGGAGAAGCUCUCCGGGGUAGUGAAGAGCGUCCACCGCCGGCUCCGCAAGAAGUACCGAGAAGUGGGAGAUUUUGAUAAGAUCUGGAGAGAACACUGUGAAGAUGAGGAAACACUUUGUGAAUAUGCCGUUGCAAUGAAAAAUUUGGCAGAUAAUCAUUGGGCAAAAACUUGUGAGGGUGAAGGUCGCAUUGAAUGGUGUUGUAGUGUAUGUAGAGAAUAUUUCCAAAAUGGUGGAAAGAGAAAAGCACUUGAAAAAGAUGAAAAAAGAGCUAUACUCACCAAUAAGACCACUCCAGCCUUAAACACGCAUGAGUCUUCUAAACUUGAAGGACAUUUAACCAAUCUCAACUUUACAAACCCUGAAUUUAUAACUGAGUUGCUACAAGCCUCAGGAAAGAUCAGAUUACUUGAUGUUGGCAGCUGCUUUAACCCAUUUUUGAAGUUUGAGGAAUUUCUGACUGUUGGAAUAGACAUUGUACCUGCUGUAGAGAGUGUAUAUAAAUGUGACUUCCUGAACUUACAACUUCAGCAACCACUCCAGCUUGCACAGGAUGCUAUAGAUGCGUUUUUGAAGCAGCUGAAAAACCCUAUUGAUUCUCUUCCGGGAGAACUUUUCCAUGUGGUGGUUUUCUCUCUUCUCCUUUCCUAUUUUCCAUCACCCUACCAGCGAUGGAUUUGCUGCAAGAAAGCUCAUGAAUUGUUAGUGUUAAAUGGUUUAUUACUUAUCAUCACACCUGAUUCCUCUCAUCAGAACCGUCAUGCUAUGAUGAUGAAAAGCUGGAAGAUUGCUAUAGAGUCCCUGGGCUUUAAACGCUUCAAAUAUUCAAAGUUUUCACACAUGCAUCUGAUGGCAUUUAGGAAAACCUCCCUAAAAACUACAAGUGACUUGGUUAGUAGGAACUACCCAGGGAUGUUAUAUAUUCCUCAAGAUUUCAACAGUAUUGAAGAUGAGGAAUAUUCUAACCCUUCCUGCUAUGUUCGAUCAGAUAUAGAAGAUGAACAACUGGCAUACGGUUUCACAGAGCUCCCUGAUGCUCCAUAUGACUCAGAUUCUGGAGAAAGUCAAGCUAGUUCUAUUCCUUUCUAUGAGCUAGAGGAUCCCAUAUUACUUUUAAGUUAAUAUAAAACCAAAAGGCCCUUUCAGUCCAGACUCCUAAACUAAUGGCUUACACUAAUCGGAAAUACUAACAUGAACUCAGUACUUAAAACCUGAUUUGCAUAGAAGAAAUGCAAAGGUUUACAGAGUUUGCUAUUUUUUUCUACUUCUGGAUUUUAAAAUUUAUUCUUAUAUAGAAAGCUUAAAGUUUCAUUCAGAAUGAUUCCUGUCGUAGCAGAAACCACUGUUACUUUAGCAUUUCACACUAAGAUAUAGAAAGGUACCUUUGUUUCUCUUUAGUGCUAUUGUGAAAAAUGAAGCAUAAUUUUCUAUAUAUUUUUCUUUUCAGUUCAUUGUUGAUUUUUAAACCAUUGCAAUGGUAAGAUAUGUAGAGAGCUGUAGAUGGCACUUUGAUGACUCAUAAGUUGAAUAUGAUACAUAGAUUGGUUUAGUUUGUGAUGCACUUAUCUUUUUUUUUUAAACUCAUUUGUUAUCUAGUACAGAGAGCUGUUUUCUAUUCAAUUUUGUGUUAUGAUCCAGUGUUUCCUGACCUUUGGGAAUUGGUGAUAAGUCUUCUUCCUUUUUUCCUUCUAUUAAGCUCAUUUGGCAACAUCAGACAUCGGGAAAGAUAAUUCUCCCGAAAUAAUGAUAUUUCUCCUCUCAUUUCCUUAGCACAGUACAAGAAAUACCACUGCCAAAGUGGUAUUUUCAUAACUUUCUUAUUGAUUUGGGCCUUGGUGUUCAAUAUAUUUACCCGUGAGAGUUCACUUUUACUUUUUUAAAGUUUGGGUUUCAUUUACAAAAUUUUCUAUUU